Messenger RNA from Andrographis paniculata, 423 nucleotides. RefSeq names its product putative RING-H2 finger protein ATL53. Gene Ontology annotation, biological process: protein ubiquitination. The transcript has a single exon. The record is from RefSeq and is a predicted model, not a curated record. NCBI's taxonomy places the organism in Eukaryota, Viridiplantae, Streptophyta, Magnoliopsida, Lamiales, Acanthaceae. Gene Ontology annotation, molecular function: ubiquitin protein ligase activity; zinc ion binding. Bases 1 to 423 code for a protein of 140 amino acids.
AUGCUGCAAAUCGUUCCGAAAUCGUCCGUACUAUGCUACGUCGUUUUGAUAACGGUGCAGCUGAAGCUGGUGUGGGAUUAUCUUCUCUACCGGCCGUUCUUCCACGGCGCCGACGGUCUGCUCUUGCCGGAGUACGUGGAGAGCCUAAACAUUAUCACCGGCGGCGAUUCGGAUUGCGACGAUGACUGCUCGGUCUGUCUGUGUAAGAUCGACGAGAGCGAUGAAAUGAGGGAGCUACCCUGCAGCCACGUGUUCCAUAGGGUUUGCUUGGACAGGUGGCUCCGCUGCGGACACGCCACGUGUCCUCUCUGCCGGAGCAAUCUCCGGUUGCCUCCGCCGCAGUUCGCGGCGGAGAUCCACCAGGAAGUCAUUCUGAUCAACUUCUGCAACGCCACCGCCAGAUAUGGCCAGUGGCUGCGGUGA